CAGUCAGCAGCAUUAGGCAAGGAGAAUCACUUCCCUCAUCACUCUGCGUGUGAUAUCUCUCUGUCAGCUGUGUGCAUGUGUGUGAACAGUAUGAUUUCUUUAUUACUGAAUGUGUCUGUGACUGCGACGUGUCUCUGUGCAGUUUACAUUUAACACUUAAAGCAGCGAUCAUGUUUAACCACCUCAGAGCUCGAAGCAGGAGUUUAUUCUCCAGCUACAAGCCCGGCAGCCGGACUCAAGAGGUCAAAGAAACGGUGGAACACCUGGACUUGAUCAGCGCCUUCAUUAAACCAUGGAACUCCAUGCAGGACCUUGGCAGAGACAUCUACGAUAUUUAUGCUGAGUAUGAAAACGAGGAGGUGGAAGAUCGAUUGCCAGUGUCUCCCUCCCGCUUGCUGAAUUCUCCAACCAAACACUUCAUUCUCAACAUCAAUGUUGGAGGAACGGUGUAUCACCUGCCUUACAGGUUAGCCGCCAGGUAUCCGAAGACUCGGAUCGGUCGCUUGGCCACAUACACAGACCACAGCAGGAAGCUGGACCUCUGUGAUGACUACGUCGUCCAGCGCAACGAGUUCUUCUUUGACCGCGACCCAACAAUUUUCCACAACAUCUUUAAUUUCUACAGAACUGGAGUGUUGUGGAUUAAAGACGAGCUGUGUCCCCGAAACUUCCUGGAGGAGAUAAACUACUGGGGGGUCAGAAUCAAAAACAGCCAGCGCUGCUGCCGGAUCUCCUUUGAAGAGAGGCAGGACGAGCUGAACGAGCAGCUGAAAAUACAGAAGCAGCUGAUUACAGAGAUGGGCGAUCUGGUAGAAACAGAGGAGAAUGAGGUGUUAUUUAACGGCAUGGCCUUUGGGCAGACCCGGAGGAAAAUCUGGAACCUAAUGGAGAUGCCAUUCUCCUCGAUCACAGCCAAGCUUGUGGCAGUCGCAUCCUCCAUGUUUGUGCUGGUGUCGCUGGUCGCCAUGACCCUCAACACCGUGGAGGAGAUGCAGUACAAGACACCAUCAGGUGAGCCCAGUGGCAGGUUCUACGGCGAGUACGUCGAGACGUUAUGCAUCACCUUUUUCACCCUGGAGUACCUGCUGCGCCUGAUCUCCACCCCUGACCUGAAAUGUUUUGGACGCAGCAUGCUGAACACAGUUGAUCUGAUCGCUAUCCUGCCACACUACUUGCAGAUGAUCUUGGAAUGCUUUGAAGACAAGGACAUCCACGUGCACUCUGGAGACAUUGAGACAGUAGCACGUGUCGGGAAGGUUGGGCAGGUUCUGAGGAUCAUGCGUCUGAUGAGAAUCUUCAGGAUCUUGAAGUUGGCUCGUCACUCAACGGGCCUCAGAGCCUUUGGCUUCACGCUAAGACAGUGCUACCAGCAGGUGGGAUGUUUGCUGCUCUUUAUCGGCAUGGGAAUCUUCAUGUUUUCAGCCAUGGUGUACACAGUGGAGCACGAUAGCUACAACACCAACUUCACCUCCAUGCCACACGCAUGGUGGUGGGCUGCUGCGAGUAUUUCCACAGUGGGCUAUGGCGACAUGUACCCAGAGACCAACCUUGGACGUAUCUUUGCUUUCGCCUGCAUCUCCUUUGGCAUCAUUCUCAAUGGCAUGCCCAUCUCCGUCCUUUACAACAAGUUCUCUGAUUAUUACACCAAGCUCAAGGCCCAUGAGUACACUGCUGUGACCAAGGCUCGUGGGAAGAUGGGCUUUGCCAGGAGGGCAGCAAAGAAGUUCUCAGAGUUCUGCGAUGACAGCAUUCACCAAAAGUGAUGACAGUAGCUUGUAGAAGUUUUAAGAGAAGAAUUACAAACAUGUGUUUGUGACAUGUGUGACAGGUUCCUGAUCACACAUACUGCAGACAGUACCUGAAAUUUCCAUAACAGCUAGACUCUAUCUGGAUGAACUGCUGGAUGGUGCGAUGCUGCUGGAAACUUCCACCACCAACAACACUUUUCUGAUAUCAGUUAGGUGGUGUACAGGUAAAUAGAAGCCAGGAAUUGUACUUGUCAUUCUACCUCUUUUUUUCAGGUUAUUCGGUUAUUUUUACAAAUUGUUCUCACAAUGUUCAAAGCAAUAUUAUUGUUCAUAAUAGAACUAUUUGACUGUUCAGAUGCCAGCACUGGUGGAAGUGGAAACUAAUGUGGCAAGAGACAUUUCAGUGAAACAGCUUCCAGAAGCCAUUUAAAGUCAAACUUGAGGACUUUCUGGCCAAAGAAUUGGCAAACCUGUUUAUUUAUGCAUACUUUCAUCCAUCCUCCCAUUAUACAUGAUGUAAUCCCGCCCAUUAAAAAAACCAAAAAAAACCCCAGUUGGUUUAAAUUUGGUUACUAUACUCUUGCUCUGUUGUGCUCCCUGCAACUCCUAUUGGCUUCGCAGUGCAAACCUUUGGGGGUGUAUGACCUUAACAGAUAACCAUGGACCUGAUAAACUGACUUAGUUGGUGUUUAAUGCACCACCACUUCUUCUUGCUAGGUCAUGCUCUCCUGGCUGCAGUGUUUAAAUUUCUUUGUGUGUAAACUUAGAUUAUUUAGAAAUUGAAUAAAAACUCACAUUUCUAAAUGAUCCGAUGUCAGUCUCAAUUUUAUGUUUUAGCUUUGUGAGCUGGGUAGCAACAAAAAUUCAUGUUGUAGGCCAGAAGUACCGAUCCUGGACAAGCCCCCAAAUUUAUUUUUAACCAAGGUUUAAAUACAUUUUGUAGAGGCAUAUCUGCCUCUGUUCAUGAACACUCCCACAAAUGCUCCUGGUCACAUUCCUGACCCGAAGUAUCCCAGGUCUCAACUCUCACAAGCAAUGAUCCUUGGCACAAAAGUCAACGGUUAGUUUUACACAGAAGGGAUUUAAAAUGAUCAGGACAGGAUUUCUAGAGAGUGACCCAAACUGAAAGCAGCACUGUAAACAGUUCAGUGGUGCAAAAGGAGAUAACCUUGAAGGGGGGCUGUGGCCAAAUUUAUAUGUAGUAUCACUUUUGCUUAUUAUUGUUGUACAAAGUUUUUUUUUUUUAAAUUCCAAUUCUCAAAGUCAAAAAAAUGUCCUCUGAAUUAAAGGUGUUUAUUUAUUUCAAACCUGUCUGUGGUGAAGCUGUUAAAGCCUCCAUCCCCGACAUGGGACCCGAUAACAUUGAAACAUCCAACAUCUGGACAGUGCCUGAGAGACCUGUUUAUCUGCCCCAUGAGUCUCUGUAAGAAUGAAACUGUUUCUCAUCGUCUUGUCUUCAACAGUUUGUGUACAGAACUUUCUAUCCUCAAAAUAUGAACUGUAUCUCUGGAGCCGACAACCUUCUUUUAUAAAAUAUCAGAUUUUUUUUAAGCAAUUUCUUGCUUCAAAUGGCAAAAAGAAUUGAGCCAGGUUCUUUCACAAGAAAGCAACAUUUUAAAAAAGCGAUGUAGUCAAAUUACACGUAUGACAUUGUCAAAGAGGACCCAUUAUGUUCAUUUCCCCUCCAUAUUUUUAUUCUUAGGCUCUACAGGAGUGGCUUUGCAUGAUUCAGAGUUAAAAAUUAUUUAUCUUACAGGUAUUGCCAGUCCAUUUACCAUGAGCACCAACCAUUGGAACAAUAUCUAUGGCAGAAAUGUGACAGGUUCUUCUGCUCACUGAAAUAAACCAACAUUUUAAAGUCUACUUUGACAAUGCUCGUUGAUUACUUGCUUGCUCACACUCAGGUUUUGGGGUUCUG
Molecule: messenger RNA, 3666 nt
Organism: Haplochromis burtoni (Burton's mouthbrooder)
Lineage: Eukaryota; Metazoa; Chordata; Actinopteri; Cichliformes; Cichlidae
Gene: kcnv2a
Product: potassium channel, subfamily V, member 2a
Exons: 9
Coding region: 171-1763 (530 amino acids)
Biological process (GO): potassium ion transmembrane transport; protein homooligomerization
Cellular component (GO): voltage-gated potassium channel complex; membrane
Molecular function (GO): voltage-gated potassium channel activity
Source: RefSeq, a predicted model, not a curated record